GCUCUCAGUCUGGGGCGGGCGCUCGGGCUGCGCGGGCUCUAGGCAGCAGCAGCAGCAGCAGCAGCAUCCUCUCUUCCUUUACUUCCCUUCCGCUUCUUUCUCUUCCUUCUCCUUCUUUUUCCCCCCCUCCCCUUCUUCCCCUAACCCUUCCACCCCUCUCCUUCUUCUCCGGAGGGCGCUAAGUCCGUGAGCGGUGGCAGUUGCGACCGCGGGUGCAUCCAGUUUCUGCGCCCAGAUUAAGAUAAAGAAUCUGAAAUAACAGUUACAGUAGAAGAUAACACCACCCCCAGAUCAAUACUAUCCUCCUUAAUGCUAAAAGUAGUCACUUUAGAUUUUAUUGAUCUAAUCCAAAGUAUCUUAUAACUUCUGGCUGGAAUUAAGAUUCUUCAGCUUGUUGUCUCUAACCGGGGAAGCAUUGAUUGGGAGCUACUCAUUCAGAAAAUUAAAAGAAAGAAGCCAGAAAAUAUUAUCAACCCUUUGAGAACACGACACAACGAACUUUAUAUUUUACCACUUCCUUGAAUAGGAGAAAUAACAAGGCGUUGAAGAAUGGCAGAUGAACGGAAAGACGAAGCAAAGGCACCUCACUGGACCUCAGCACCGCUAACAGAGGCAUCUGCACACUCACAUCCACCUGAGAUUAAGGAUCAAGGCGGAGCAGGGGAAGGACUUGUCCGAAGCGCCAAUGGAUUCCCAUACAGGGAGGAUGAAGAGGGUGCCUUUGGAGAGCAUGGGUCACAGGGCACCUAUUCAAAUACCAAAGAGAAUGGGAUCAACGGAGAGCUGACCUCAGCUGACAGAGAAACAGCAGAGGAGGUGUCUGCAAGGAUAGUUCAAGUAGUCACUGCUGAGGCUGUAGCAGUCCUGAAAGGUGAACAAGAGAAAGAAGCUCAACAUAAAGACCAGACUGCAGCUCUGCCUUUAGCAGCUGAAGAAACAGCUAAUCUGCCUCCUUCUCCACCCCCAUCACCUGCCUCAGAACAGACUGUCACAGUGGAGGAAGAAGAAGAAACGCUAGAGAGUCGGAUGGCUGAGGAAGAGAAACCUGCCGCUCUUCCUGAGAAAGAGUGUGGGGCUGCUAAAUCCUCAGACCAACCCAAGGGCCUCAGUAAGGGCCAAAUGGAGUCUAGUGCGGAGGCCCAAAUAGUUCCCGAAGACAGUGCCCCGGCAGGGGCCCCACAUGAGAAAAGUGUAAAAGAGGUCAAGGAGGUGUCUCCAGAAGUAAAAACCCCUUCCUCCGCUGGGGAAGAUUUACUUACAGCCUCGAAGAUGGAGUUCCAUGAUCAACAGGAAUUGACUCCCUCUGCAGCUGAGCCUUCAGACAAGAAGGAAAAGGAGUCAGAGAAGCAAAGUAAGCCUGGUGAAGACCUUAAACAUGCUGCCUUAGUUUCUCAGCCAGAGACAACUAAAACUUACCCUGAUAAAAAGGACAUGCAAGGCACAGAAGAAGAAAAAGCACCCCCAGCUUUGUUUGGGCACACUCUUGUUGCCAGCCUGGAAGACAUGAAACAGAAGACAGAACCAAGCCUUGUAGUACCUGGCAUUGACCUCCCUAAAGAGCCUCCAACUCCAAAAGAACAAAAGGACUGGUUCAUCGAAAUGCCAACGGAAGCAAAAAAGGAUGAGUGGGGUUUAGUUGCUCCAAUAUCUCCUGGCCCUCUGACUCCCAUGAGGGAAAAAGACGUAUUUGAUGAUAUCCCAAAAUGGGAAGGGAAACAAUUUGAUUCUCCCAUGCCAAGUCCCUUUCAAGGUGGAAGCUUCACUCUUCCUUUAGAUGUCAUGAAGAAUGAAAUAGUUACAGAAACAUUGCCCUUCAUCCCUGCCUUUUUACAGCCAGAUGACAAAAAAUCUCUGCAACAAACCAGUGGCCCAGCUACUGCCAAAGAUAGUUUUAAAAUUGAAGAGCCCCAUGAGGAUAAACCUGACAAAAUGGCAGAAGCACCACCCUCAGAGGCAAUGACCUUAUCCAAAGAUGCUCACAUUCCAGUUGUAGAAGAACAUGUUACGGGGAAAGUUUUAGAGGAAGAAAAGGAGGCCAUAAAUCAAGAGACUGUGCAGCAAAAAGAUAGUUUCACCCCCAGUGGACAGGAACCUAUACUUAGUGAAAAGGAACCGGAGCUGAGGCUUGAAGAAAAAACCACCAUUUCUGAAAAAGAAGCUGUGCCAAAGGAGAGUAAACCCCGAAAACCUACAGAUGAAGAAACAGGCAUAAUUCAGACCUCCACAGAGCACACUUUCUCAGAACAGAAAGACCAAGAGCCUACCACAGAUAUGUUGAAACAGGACUCAUUCCCUGUAAGUUUGGAGCAAGCAGUUACAGAUUCAGCCGUGACCUCUAAAACACUGGAGAAAGCCAUGACCGAACCAUCUGCAUUAAUUGAAAAGAGCUCAAUUCAGGAACUUUUUGAAAUGAGAGUUGAUGACAAAGAUAAGAUUGAAGGAGUUGGAGCUGCAACAUCAGCUGACUUUGAUAUGCCAUUUUAUGAAGAUAAAUCAGGAAUGUCCAAGUACUUUGAAACAUCUGCCUUGAAAGAAGAAGCAACAAAAAGCAUUGAGCCAGGCAGUGAUUACUAUGAACUGAGUGACACUAGAGAAAGUGUCCAUGAGUCUAUUGAUACCAUGUCUCCCAUGCAUAAAAAUGGUGACAAGGAGUUUCAAACAGGAAAAGAAUCCCAGCCCAGUCCUCCAGCACAAGAAGCAGGAUACAGCACUCUCGCACAGAGUUAUCCAUCAGAUUUACCUGAAGAACCCAGUUCUCCUCAAGAAAGAAUGUUCACUAUUGAUCCAAAAGUGUAUGGAGAGAAAAGGGACCUCCACAGUAAGAAUAAGGACGAUUUGACCCUUAGCAGGAGUUUAGGACUUGGUGGUAGGUCUGCAAUAGAACAAAGAAGCAUGUCAAUCAAUUUGCCGAUGUCUUGCCUAGAUUCCAUAGCCCUUGGAUUUAACUUUGGUCGGGGACAUGAUCUUUCUCCUCUGGCUUCUGAUAUUCUAACCAACACUAGUGGAAGUAUGGAUGAAGGGGAUGAUUACCUUCCAGCCACCACACCUGCACUGGAGAAAGCCCCUUGCUUCCCUGUUGAAAGCAAAGAGGAAGAACAGAUAGAGAAAGUAAAAGCUACUGGAGAAGAAAGUACUCAAGUGGAGACAUCAUGUGAGUCUCCUUUCCUAGCCAAAGAUUUUUACAAAAAUGGUAAUGUCAUGGCACCUGACCUGCCUGAAAUGCUAGAUCUGGCAGGCACAAGGUCAAGAUUGGCUUCUGUGAGUGCAGAUGCUGAGGUUGCCAGGAGGAAAUCAGUCCCAUCAGAGACUGUGGUUGAGGAUAGUCGUACUGGCUUGCCCCCGGUAACUGAUGAAAACCAUGUCAUUGUAAAAACAGACAGUCAGCUCGAAGACCUGGGCUACUGUGUGUUCAAUAAAUACACAGUCCCAUUGCCAUCACCUGUUCAAGACAGUGAGAAUUUAUCAGGGGAGAGUGGUUCCUUUUACGAAGGCACUGAUGAUAAAGUUCGAAGAGAUUUGGCCACAGACCUUUCAUUGAUUGAAGUGAAACUGGCAGCAGCCGGAAGAGUCAAAGAUGAGUUCAGUGUUGACAAAGAAGCAUCCGCACAUAUCUCUGGUGACAAAUCAGGACUGAGUAAGGAGUUUGACCAAGAGAAGAAAGCUAAUGAUAGGUUGGAUACUGUACUAGAAAAGAGUGAAGAACAUGCUGAUUCAAAAGAACAUGCCAAGAAAACUGAAGAGGCUGGUGAUGAAGCAGAAACAUUCGGAUUAGGAGUAACCUAUGAGCAAGCUUUGACCAAAGAUUUGUCAAUACCAACAGAUGCAUCCUCCGAGAAAGCAGAGAAAGGUCUUAGUUCAGUGCCAGAGAUAACUGAGGUAGAACCAUCCAAAAGAGUAGAACAAGGUCUGGAUUUUGCUGUCCAGGGUCAACUAGAUGUUAAAAUUAGUGACUUUGGACAGAUGGCUUCAGGGCUAAACAUAGACGAUAGAAGGGCAACGGAGCUAAAACUUGAGGCUACACAGGACAUGACCCCCUCAUCCAAAGCACCGCAGGAGGCAGAUGCAUUUAUGGGUGUUGAGUCUGGCCACAUGAAAGAAGGCACCAAAGUUAGUGAGACAGAAGUCAAAGAGAAGGUGGCCAAGCCUGACUUGGUGCACCAGGAGGCUGUAGACAAGGAGGAGUCCUAUGAAUCUAGUGGUGAGCAUGAAAGUCUCACCAUGGAGUCCUUGAAAGCUGAUGAGGGCAAGAAGGAAACAUCUCCAGAAUCAUCUCUAAUUCAAGAUGAGAUUGCCGUCAAAUUGUCAGUGGAAAUACCUUGCCCACCUGCUGUUUCAGAGGCUGAUUUAGCCACAGAUGAGAGAGCUGAUGUCCAGAUGGAAUUUAUUCAGGGGCCAAAAGAAGAAAUCAAAGAGACCCCGGAUAUAUCCAUCACGCCUUCUGAUGUUGCAGAGCCUUUGCAUGAAGCAAUCGUAUCUGAACCAGCAGAGAUUCAGAGUGAGGAAGAAGAGAUAGAAGCCCAGGGAGAAUAUGAUAAACUGCUCUUCCGCUCAGACACCCUUCAGAUAACUGACCUGGGUGUCUCAGGUGCCAGGGAGGAAUUUGUGGAGACUUGCCCAGGUGAACACAAAGGAGUGAUUGAGUCUGUUGUGACCAUCGAGGAUGAUUUCAUCACUGUAGUGCAAACCACGACUGAUGAAGGGGAGUCAGGGUCCCACAGCGUGCGUUUUGCAGCCCUAGAGCAGCCUGAGGUGGAAAGGAGACCAUCUCCUCAUGAUGAAGAAGAGUUUGAAGUAGAAGAGGCAGCUGAAGCCCAGGCAGAACCCAGAGAUGGUUCCCCAGAGGCUCCAGCUUCCCCUGAGAGAGAAGAGGUUGCACUUUCUGAAUAUAAGACAGAAACCUAUGACGAUUACAAAGAUGAGACCACCAUUGACGACUCCAUCAUGGACGCUGACAGCCUCUGGGUGGACACUCAAGAUGAUGAUAGGAGCAUCAUGACAGAACAGUUAGAAACUAUUCCUAAAGAGGAGAAAGCUGAAAAGGAAGCUCGGAGAUCAUCUCUUGAGAAACAUAGAAAAGAAAAGCCUUUUAAAACCGGGAGAGGCAGAAUUUCCACUCCUGAAAGAAAAGUAGCUAAAAAGGAACCUAGCACAGUCUCCAGAGAUGAAGUGAGAAGGAAAAAAGCAGUUUAUAAGAAGGCUGAACUUGCUAAAAAAACAGAAGUUCAGGCCCACUCUCCCUCCAGGAAAUUCAUUUUAAAACCUGCUAUCAAAUAUACUAGACCAACUCAUCUCUCCUGUGUUAAGCGGAAAACCACAGCAGCAGGUGGGGAAUCAGCUCUGGCUCCCAGUGUAUUUAAACAGGCAAAGGACAAAGUCUCUGAUGGAGUAACCAAGAGCCCAGAAAAGCGCUCUUCUCUCCCAAGACCUUCCUCCAUUCUUCCUCCUCGCCGAGGUGUAUCAGGAGACAGAGAUGAGAAUUCCUUCUCUCUCAACAGUUCUGUCUCUUCUUCAGCACGGCGGACCACCAGGUCAGAGCCAAUUCGCAGAGCAGGAAAGAGUGGUACCUCAACACCCACUACCCCUGGGUCUACUGCCAUCACUCCUGGCACCCCACCAAGUUAUUCUUCACGCACACCAGGCACUCCUGGAACCCCUAGCUAUCCCAGGACCCCUCACACACCAGGAACCCCCAAGUCUGCCAUCUUGGUGCCGAGUGAGAAGAAGGUCGCCAUCAUACGUACUCCUCCAAAAUCUCCUGCGACUCCCAAGCAGCUUCGGCUUAUUAAUCAACCACUGCCAGACCUGAAGAAUGUCAAAUCCAAAAUCGGAUCAACAGACAACAUCAAAUACCAGCCUAAAGGGGGGCAGGUACAAAUUGUUACCAAGAAAAUAGACCUAAGCCAUGUGACAUCCAAAUGUGGCUCUCUGAAGAACAUCCGCCACAGGCCAGGUGGCGGACGUGUGAAAAUUGAGAGUGUAAAACUAGAUUUCAAAGAAAAGGCCCAAGCUAAAGUCGGUUCUCUUGAUAAUGCUCAUCAUGUACCUGGAGGUGGUAAUGUCAAGAUUGACAGCCAAAAGUUGAACUUCAGAGAGCAUGCUAAAGCCCGUGUGGACCAUGGGGCUGAGAUCAUUACACAGUCCCCAGGCAGAUCCAGCGUGGCAUCACCCCGACGACUCAGCAAUGUCUCCUCGUCUGGAAGCAUCAACCUGCUCGAAUCUCCUCAGCUUGCCACUUUGGCUGAGGAUGUCACUGCUGCACUCGCUAAGCAGGGCUUGUGAAUAUUUCUCAUUCAGCAUUGAAAUAAUAGUAUUUAGGCAUGAGCUCUUGGCAGGAGUGGGCUCUGAGCAGGUGUUAUAUUCAUUCUUUAUAAACCAUAAAAUAAAUAAUCUCAUCCCCAAACUGUAGUAAUUGUUACAAUUUUAUAUUAAAAAAUGAAUAGUACAUGCAGAAAUUGACCUGAUUUCCAUUUGCAACAGGAAGACACUGGCUUUACAUGGGUUCAAUUGGACAAUUAUUUUUGCUCUGCUCUGUUUUGCAUGGAGUAUUAUUAUUUCAAAAAUUGCAUUUUUACCUUUCAUGUGCCUGAAGGCUAUCCACUACAUUCUGAAGGCCUUGUUAAAAUCCAAGCUGCUCAUUUCACUAUUCUGUUUCUGAGUGAGAAGAAAAAAACUGCCCAUUGUAACUUAUUUCAGGUUAAAUUAAACCAAGGAGUCUGAUUGCAGGAAGGGAAGAGCAUGUAAGAAAUAAGUUUUUUUAAAGUGUUAUUUUGUAUAAAUGGGAAGAAAGAUUCAAUUAAGUUAUUAACAUUUGGGACCUGGAUAAUUAUAUCAGAGUAUGUCAAUCCAAUAAAUUAUUUAACUAAUUAAAAAAUAGUUGCAAAGCAUUUGAGCUGUGAUUGAGGAAGUGGUGUAAAAGUGCAUCCCUUAGGAAUGAUGCACUUUCAUUAGGAUGGACUCGUGUCUGAUUAGAAUAUCAGUUGGUCAGCUAGAUUUGUGUCCACACUACCAGUUUCACACCCCCUUUCCAUCUGUUUGAUACAGUAUUAUAGAUAUAAAUAUAUAUAUAUAUAUUUCUCUGUGGCCAUUUGUGAUACUUCCUCAUAUACUUGAAUAUUACACUUCUUUAUUCACAGUAUCUGUGUCUCCUGCACCCUUCGGUGUUGCAAUUUUAGGUAUGUGAAAGUAGAUGUUAGCAGGGUUCUCUCCCUAUUUAAAAAAAAUACAUUAAAAAAGACAAAAAAUCUUAGCAUGAAGUUGCUUUCCGUAACAACUCAAAGCCGUAACCCUGUUUUAGUGCCAGAUACAAGUCUCUCCCGUGAUGCUAGAAAAAAAAUUAUUUUUCUUUGCUUUCACCAACAUGGAGUUUGUGGGGGUGGGUCCAGUUAUACAUGAAAGGGUUUACAGAUUGUUGGUUUAAGACUAUGGAUUUAUCUCAUUUUUAAUCACAAGAUAGUUUGGGGUUUAUUCACGAAACCGACUUAAGAUUUUUUCUUUAUUUUUCUUUUUUUUUCCAUUUGCUAAAGUUGAAAGUUGAAACUAACUGUAAUAGUUUGAAACAUGUUUUCUCAUUUUUCCAAAUAGUAUCUGUUUAUUAAAUUCUCUAAUAGAAGAUGUUUGUCUUUCUUACCCAAAGUAAAGGUCCCCUGAUCGGAAAGAAAAAAUACAAUACUUUGGGAAGCUAUAGCUAUACAACACUUGAGACACAGAUAUCUAAAUCAGUUUUUUUCCAAGACUCCAACAUUGCACUCUGUAAAGUAACACAGUGUGAUCUAGUAUUAUUUAUCAGUAGAUAAUACUGUUCUGACUGUAUAUACAGUCUAGAACUCACAAAUCAAUUAAUUGCUCUCACAAAUCAUUCAUCUUAGACUCACAAAUAAGGAAUGAAAUAGUCAAUGGCCUGAUUGAGGCAAAGAGCUACCAGGCUAGAUGGACACUUUUUAGAAUUUUGUCUGUUCUUUUUCUUGCUCAGGGCUGGUAGGUUGGAUCUGAACCAUUAAAAUCAAAUGGUCCACUAGGCGUAUGAUCUCUUUGAGCCAAAUCAGUUCCUGAAUAUAAAGGAGGAAAUGAUGAGGAUGGACUGAGGCAACGGGGAAGUAUAGAAACAUCCAAGACAAAAGCCAAGGGAUGCAAAGGCAGAGACACAGGUGCUUUUUGGUGACCCAGUGGAUAUGGCAACCAGUGUAACUGCCAUACAAGAAACCCUAGGAGCAAACCCACACCACUCAUUCUCAGCUAAGAGAUUUACACAGGCAAACGUGUCUUAAACCAUUUAUAAAUCAGUUAUUUUAUAUGACAGUCAAAACCUUAGAAACCUUAGGAUCAUUAUAUCUAUUUUCUGCCUAUUAAUUGCUGUGAGGUUUGAUUUGACCAAUCUGGGCAGUUUAUUCAUCAGCUUCCCUUGAAGUGCACCAGAAAAUAGAAGAAAGGUGUGUGGAGACUUAGGGUAUUUUAUUACAUGUUUUGAUAGUCUUAAAUAGUGAUUAAAUUUCUCUAGAAAGAAGUUAACAGCUCAUUAGAAAAGUUUUAACCUGUGAAAUAAGUAUUUUUCUCAACAUUCUUUAAAGUUUUUAUAUAAGUUAACACUAGGUAAACAUUCUACAUACUAAAAGUCAGUUUAUUACAAAUACAUGUCAAAAAUAAAGAUUAUACAAGGCACCAAACUACUAGAUUUGGCAUUAAAACAAAUGUUUAUUUCUAAUCACAACAAAAUUAUAAUGAACAAAUGUUAUUGCUUUGUAUGGAAAUACAAUUCUUUAUUAAAGUUAACAGAAAGGAACUGAUCGUUUGUACCAGUAAAAGAGAGAAACACACAGGUUAAAUGUCUUCUUGUGGGGUUAAGGGGUAGAACCUAUCUUGCCUUCACUCUCAAGAUAACGACUCAAAUUAAGCUUUUUGAGCACCACUCUUGUGGGGACACACAUACGCUGAUCUAAGAAUGAAAUCUUCGUGGUCUCAAUUCUAGAUCUACUAUGCCAGUUUCUCUUUGGCUUUAGCCUUUGAGAACCUGUAUAAGAAUACGUAAGUAAUCCAGAGCUGUGAAGAGUUAAAAGGCCACCUUCUCCAGUGAACUCACCCUCUGGGUCACUUGCAACCAGAAAUUGGGUACCUCAUAAUGAUGCAGGAAAGACCCGAGUUCAUGAUGAGUUUCAAAGGCCACGUUCAUUUAGGAACCAACUCUCUCUGGAUUCACCUGCUGAGUUCCAGCAGCGUGAUGGGCUGACAUCCCACCUACAAGCAUGACACCUGUGUAACACCAGCUAGGUACGGCUGAAGAAGGCUGAAGAGAGAAUGCCAUUAAAUGGAAGAAUGUACUGAUUGUAGUGACCUUCUCCACACACACACAGACACACACCCCUACAGUAAUACAGCAAGUGUGGAAUAAUCAGCCAAUAUAUAACAUUAUAUCAGUAUUUUAUUAAAGAAAUAAUCUGAAUGUGGUUGAUUUUGACAAAGCUGAAAUUACAGUUUUCUUCUAUUUUUCAAGCCACAAUAAGGAGAAUAAACUAAUGGUCUAAAUACCAGAGAUAAAGUAGAUUCAUGGCUUGGUAAGGAAAUUUUAAGCAUUCCUUCAAAGAUUGACGUGCUAAAAUAAGCAUUGAUGUUUUGAGUUUUUUUACACCUAGGAUUUUCAGCUUGGGUGUGUAGGUGAAGGCCAAGACCCUCUGCAGGAAAAAGCUUAUUUUCAAACUCAGAAAAUAAAAUGCCAAUCAUAAAAAUCUGCUUCAACUUUAGCAAAAAGAAAAAAAAAAAUCAACAAAAAGUAUACUCUGUAUGCUGGGAUUCCGAGGUUCCAACACACUGUUACAAAUCUGUGGGGGGGGGGGUUCUUUCUUCUGAUAAUUCUAGAGCCUGUUACCAUAGAAAGGCAUUUCUUCAAUGGCUGGUUGUAGUUAGUUCAUGUUUUUCAAUCAAAUUUGCAAAUGUAUUCGUUGCUGUAUAGUGAUUGUUUUGCAAAAUAAAAUUGCUUGUCACCUAACUGCUA
Molecule: messenger RNA, 9982 nt
Organism: Nomascus leucogenys (northern white-cheeked gibbon)
Lineage: Eukaryota; Metazoa; Chordata; Mammalia; Primates; Hylobatidae
Gene: MAP2
Product: microtubule associated protein 2
Exons: 18
Coding region: 550-6279 (1909 amino acids)
Biological process (GO): microtubule cytoskeleton organization; neuron projection development
Cellular component (GO): neuron projection
Molecular function (GO): microtubule binding
Source: RefSeq, a predicted model, not a curated record